Messenger RNA from Trematomus bernacchii (emerald rockcod), 2865 nucleotides. It is a transcript of the gene cunh1orf159, whose product is annotated as chromosome unknown C1orf159 homolog. The coding region runs from base 194 to 775 and encodes 193 amino acids. The record is from RefSeq and is a predicted model, not a curated record. The transcript has 9 exons. Lineage: Eukaryota; Metazoa; Chordata; Actinopteri; Perciformes; Nototheniidae.
AUCAGGUAGCUACAGCAAUGAGCUACGCACUGACAGUCUGUGGUUGAAUUGCAGAGGUGUGUUGAUGACAAAUCUGCCAAACUAUCAGUGACUUUCUAAAAAAAGACCUCUGCGGCGAAACCGAUCUGAAUCUGAUUACACCACAUCAAGGAGUUUGGUCAGGCCAAAGCCUAGGGAUUGGCAGGCAUUGAUUAUGGCUCUGUCGUUCCUUCUGGUCUUGGCUGCAACUGUGAUUCUGAUCAGACCCGAGACACCUGUCACUAAGGCUUUACAUCAGAACUCGCUUGAGUGCUGCAGCGAGAAACAGAGAGGGAACAAUUCAUGUUCGAAUGACACCCACUGUGAGCCAGGAUGCUUCUUGCGUGUCCUUGAGAACAGCAACACUGUCUGCAUAUUCUGUGACUCAGCAGCUGUGGAUUUGGAUAACAUAACAGUCUGCACCUACAACUAUACAUUGGAGAGGAAAAAUCACACAACUGUAACCACUGUCAUUCCAAAAAUUGGAGGGCCAGGUGUGGCAGCCUCUCUUCUUCUGGGAACACUGUUGAUCAGCCUGUUCCUGAUCCUCUCUGUUGCCUCCUUUUUCUACCUCAAACGCUCCAACAGACUCCCAAACAUCUUCUACCGCCGCAACAAAGCCUUCAUAUUCCAACCAAGUGAGACAGCUGUAAUGAUCCCCUCCUCGACAGUGAGGAAGCCAAGAUAUGUCAGAAGGGAGCGGCCCGCUGCAACCGCCGUACCUACCACAUCCACCACCCAGGUUUAUAAUGUGUAGGAGGAGGAAGAGUAGGAGGAGGGGAGGGAGUGCUGGUAGGAGAGAACGCUCAGGAACGAUGUAAGGUUUUCUUCUUAUCAUGUGAAGGUUCAGCAGUGUGAAGAACACCAGGUGGCUUGUACUGUACGUAGGUAGCCAUAUUUAACUGAAGCUGCUUAUGCUGCAUUAUUGUCACUCGGGCUGUUACUUUUCCUCUAUUUUACAAGAGUGUGGGCUGUAUUAAAAAAGCCUUCUUGACACAGUCUCUAUGACUAAUUUAUGUUAAAUGUGUUUUUUUUACAAAACUAGUUUCAGUAUUUCUCUGUACGUUUUAAACCUUACAGGCUGGUUUGUGUUUAUUUUACACAGGCAUGCAGCACUGUAGGUUCACUCCGUUUGUUUUUACAAGUUAACACUGUUAUUAUCCAUCUGCUGUUUGAACUGUGUCAUCAGUUUACUUAUUUGGAUGGUUUCGAUAUGUGGACCUGUCGAAUUAAGAAAUGUUUUGACAUUAAGCUUCUUCUCAUCUUAUUGACAUGUGUUAUCUCUUUUAAAAUGUGUAUAACAACUGACAUGGGAAAACUUUUCCACUUGGUACGGGUCCCACUACUUGUGAAUUAUCGCUUUUACACUUUGGUUUUUUGAUUUAUCGAACAAUAUUAAAGUUGUGAUGAGAGCUUAAAGGUGCUGGUGAGCAGAUCUGUUACCUUCAGACAAAGCCAGGCUAGCUGUUUGCAGCCGUAUGCUAAGCUACGCUAACCGGCUGCUGUCUAUAGCCAUAUUUCUAACAGAUCUGACAGUGGUAUUGAUUUUCUUAUCUAACUCACUGCAAGAAGGCGGAUAAACUUAUUUUUUCUAAGGUCCAACUACUCCUUUUAAAGCAAAGAACUAUAAAGCCAGUGACCAAGUGACAGGGCUUUUUUAGGGGGGGGAACGUGACAGCCCAGUGACAUUUUAUAUUUUGCUAAAUAGAAUGUUAUUUACAUGUGUGAUAUUUAUUUACAUUUUGUAAAGUGCACUGAGGUUUACUGAUUACAAUCAGACCAACAGAAUAUAUGAUGUGUCAAAUAGCGGGGUAUUUUAGAGCGAGUUACUAAAGGCACUGUAUGGAUGAAUGUGUUAUUGCUUUAGUUUUUUUAUUAUUGCAUUUGUAUUUGUUGUUUUUGUGAGCUUAAUCAAGGUGAAUGUAUUACUCAUGAACAACGGCAUUGUGCAUCGCAUCAUACAUUUUGUUCCACAACAGACCCAGUCAAAUAUGAAAGAGUUGAAGAAUUUAAAGUUCAUAUUUUUAUAUAGGAAGGACUGUGAUCUGACAUUUAAAAUGCAUAUUUUUGUCCCUAAAGUACAUCUAGAUUCCAAUAGAUCUCUUUCCUUUAGGAAUAUAAAAUUACUGAAUCCUCGUGCACUUUAUUCAUCUGAGGUCAUCCUUUUAAAAGAAAAUCUCAAGACUAGUUGCCACCAAGUGUGAUUGUGAUUUGUGUUGUUGUUGUAUGGAUGGCAACAUAUUGCUGCAUUUUGAAUUUUACUUGACUUCUAUUAACUUUUUGCCAAAUGUUGUCUGAAGAAAACUGUGUGCCAUUACUGUGAUUACUGUGCCAUUAUCAGCUUUAAAACAGCCAGGAAACAUUUAAGAAUGAUGUGAGGAAUAAUUGGGUAUUUAAAUUAUAUCCAGUGGCCUUUACUGUACACUAUCCUAAAACGAGGCUAGAUAUCUAAGUUUUAUUUGCUAUUUAACUACAUAUAUUUCUGUAUGUUGACAACACUAAAGCAACAUGAAGUGAACCAGAUAAAAGGCAGCAAUCAUUCCAUGAAUAUUCCCCUUUUUGCUUGAUGUGUUUGACUUACAGACAAACAUUAGCUUGAAACAUGUACAUAUUGUUUUAUACAAAUAACGUAUUGCUUUUGUAAUGAGGUAAUGUACAUAUUCUAGUUUCAAUGCCAUGCAGAAUUAUGUUUGGAGAAAUAAAGCACCUUUCCAUAACCAUUGUUUCCCUCAGUUAAAUGAACUCACGCUGCUGUGUUUUCAUAUCGUUCAAAGACUAAUUUAAAAGUUGUUAUGUUUCUUUUAUGAUUACUGCUGCUAAUAAAUAAAGAGAAUAAAUAAUUCCUAA